CUCCGUCGUGCCUCCUGUGUACAAUGUUUUCCUCCGCGGACACCCUGUUUCAACGCUAGAUCAUGUUCGCGGCCCGGUUCUCGGAUGGCGCCCCAGGUGACCCCUUGAUGUUCAAUGCCAGACGCCGCUCUAUCACCAUGGGCGUCAAACAGCAAGAAGUGAGUCAAAUGCUGCGGUAAGGAUGGGUAAUUUCUACACGCCAGACGGGUUGCCUGAAGGAACGAAAACACGUCAUGUUGGUAAGGGAGGAGAGGUCUUUCUACCGACCCUUUGUUGUUUAUAUCUGUGGUGACCCCGUCACAGUCUCACGCUUACUGCCCCCGUCCAAGGAAUUCCUUGAUUGGAUAUCGAGAUGGAAACAUACCUACAAUACCGCCGGAUAGGACAAGCCUUGAAGAAACAACUCGAGUCUGACGUCGACGCUGUUCGGAGUCUGCCUUGUCUUUCUCGCCAGGAGACUCGCAUCGUCAACGGGCGAACAGUGCUUGUCGUUGAAUGGGAUGGGCCCGACGAUCCUCUGCACCCACGCAACUGGCCGUUUUCCGAACGCUUCCGAGCAACAGUGGUGGUAUGCAGCAUAGGGUGUCUUGUCGGCGCUGCCGCAUCCCUGGACGGCGCGGUCAUCCCGCAAGCCGCAAAAGAUCUGGGAGUCAGCGAGGUCACGGAGAGUUUCGGCGCCAUCAGCAGCUUUCUGAUAGGCUUCGGGCCAGGCGCAUUGAUUUCUGGUCCCUUUUCGGAAGUGCUUGGCAGGAACCAGGUCUAUCUGCCCUCACUGGCCCUGUUGUGUGUCUUCAUCAUGGCUUCGGCGCUUGCGCCUGAUAUCGGCAGCCAGAUCGUCUUCCGGUUCUUGGCUAGCGUCGUCGGUGCCGCGCCCUCCGUGUGCGCUGGGGGAUCCAUGGCCGACAUGUUCACGGCGCUGGAGAAGACCUUUAUGUUUCCAUUCUUCAGUAUAUUCGGGUUUGGCGGAGCGGCACUCGGGCCCGUGAUGGCUGCUUAUAUCCCGGAAUCGCCUGUCCUCCAUUCCUGGCGCUGGGCAGAAUGGGUCACUCUCAUGUUCGCCGGAGUCGUCCUUUUCACGACAUUCCUGUUUCAACCGGAGACGUACCCGCCUGUCUUGUUAAGCUGGAAGGCGAGGCAACUGCGGAAGAUCACCGGCGACGAUCGAUAUUACGCCGAGCACGAAAUCGAGCGUACAUCUUUGCUGACGCGUCUAAGUACGGCUCUUCAACGGCCGUUCAUCCUCGCGCUGCACGAGCCGAUUAUUCUCCUUGUCUCGUUCUACCUGUGCCUGGUCUAUAUCAUCCUCUUCACGUUCCUCAACGGGUACGACUUCAUUUUUCGCCAGACGUACGGCAUCUCACAGGGCUUGACGAAUACGAUCUUCGUGGGAAUAUUUGUUGGAGUCUGUGCGGCCUUCGGAUGUGUUCCAUGGAUCUAUCAAAGGACCGUCAAGGCCCAACGGAAGGCGGAGGCGGCCGGCGAGACGCAAUUCGAUCCUGAGAUCCGACUCUGGUACGCGAUCCUGGGCGCGCCGGCGAUGCCCAUCUCGCUGUUCUGGAUGGCAUGGACCUCUUACCCGAGUAUCUCAAUCUGGUCUUCGAUCGCGGCCUCGGCCCUGUUCGGGUACGCGGGGGUCAUGGCCUUCAUCACCACCUACAUGUAUCUCAUCGACACCUAUGAGACAUACGCUGCCAGCGCGCUCGUCUUCGCCACGCUGUCCCGCUACUUUUGUAGCGGCGGGAUGGUUGUCGCCGCGACCCCCUUCUACCGGAACGUCGGACAUCACUGGACCCUGACGAUUCUGGGCUGCGUGAGCCUCUUGCUGACCCCCAUCCCCUAUGUCUUCUACAGGUACGGGCACAUCAUUCGAAGGAAGAGUCAUUUUGCAGUGACCCACAAGAACGACCUGGAUGGUGGGCAGUUGGAAAUGCCCGUUUCAGCAGGGUUGUCGUCUUCAACACUGCCAAGAGCAGAAGAUGAGAAAGUGGAAGAUCAGCCCUAGCGGAGGUUUCCGAACGAAGUUGAUAUAGGAACAUAUAUUAAGAAAAGAUAGUCGAGAUGUGUAUAUUAGUGGUUUGACAUUAUUUGCCCGUCUGGCCAAUGUCAUCAAGCAGACCAUACCUUUUG
Cladophialophora immunda is the source of this 2127-nucleotide messenger RNA. RefSeq lists its product as uncharacterized. Gene Ontology annotation, molecular function: transmembrane transporter activity. Gene Ontology annotation, biological process: transmembrane transport. The record is from RefSeq and is a predicted model, not a curated record. NCBI's taxonomy places the organism in Eukaryota, Fungi, Ascomycota, Eurotiomycetes, Chaetothyriales, Herpotrichiellaceae. The coding region runs from base 353 to 2002 and encodes 549 amino acids. The transcript has a single exon.